Rotaria sp. Silwood1 is the source of this 315-nucleotide messenger RNA. The record is from the annotation of a GenBank genome assembly. Lineage: Eukaryota; Metazoa; Rotifera; Eurotatoria; Philodinida; Philodinidae.
AUGCAUGAUGCAAUUGUUGAAGUAACUGAUAAAGAAAUGAAAAUAAAAUCGACAAAUGGUAAUGCAUCUCGUUUGAAUAAUGAUAAUAAAAUAUUAGAAUAUAUUUUUCCAUAUAUAAAAUAUAAAUUUGACAAUCUAUUUGCUCAUGGUUUAAUUUUUAUUAUUCCAUUAUUAACUAUUAUAACUGUAUUUAUUAUAUUAAUAUUUAGUAUAAUUUAUUAUUUUACUAAAAAAACAGAUAGUUACAAAGAUGCAUUAUGGCAAACAUUUCCACGUAUACUUGAUUCAUGUGCAGCAGCACACGAUGAAGGUUGA